UGAACAGCACCCUCGUUUCAGUCCGACCGGCAACCUGAUGAGGGACAGCCGCGCAACGCAAUCAGCAGCGAUCGCCAUCCAUCUGCUCUGCUCCCACCACCAACCCUGAGAUUCUCCGCUCCUAACCCCUGCUCCCUCGUCGCCAUGCUCACCUCUGCAACCACUCCGUCCUCGCUCCAGCCUCCCACUGCAGCUACCUCACCUCACCACCUCCCCUGCCACACCGAUGGCACGGCCACGGCGUUUCAGUCUCACCCUAUCCCUGAUCUCCCUCGUCGAAUUCCUGUCACUUACUUCUGCGUCAACGUUGCAGCAGCUAUGCGCCGACGGCGGCGGGCCUGCAGCUGGAGUGAGAGCCGGCUACUGGUCGCCGUCCUCGAGCCGCUACUCCCCGGUCAGUAGCAUCGACGCCUCCUUGUUCUCUCACCUCUACUACAGCUCGGUGUCCAUCGACGAGGCGAGCUAUGCCGUCGCGCCUCCGCCGGCCGACGAGGCCUCGCUGUUCGCCGCCUUCUCCAGCACCGUCAAGUCCAGUAGCUCGUCCGCCAAGACCAUGCUGUCCAUCGGCACGGAUGAGUACCGGGUGGACGUCUCCAACGCCGCCUUCUCCAGGAUGGCUUCGGACAGGGGCCUCCGGGGAGUGUUCAUCAACUCCUCGGUGGAACUGGCUCGAGCCAACGGCUUCGACGGCCUCGACUUGUCGUGGAUUUUCCCGGCCACGCAGAUGGACAUGGAGAACCUCGGGGUCCUGCUCGCGGAAUGGCGGGCGAAGAUCACCGAGGAGUCCGCCACGAACUCCCUGUCCGAGCCCCUUCUCCUGACAGCAACACUGUAUUUCUCCAACCACCUGUUCGACAUGCCUGACAGCAACCUCGACUACCCGAUCGAUGACAUCUCGAGCAACCUCGACUGGGCGAACAUUCUCACCUUCGGCUUCCAUGGCGGCAGCAACGUCACCACAGCCGACGCGCCUCUCUACGACGCGACGUCGCACUUCUCGGUGAGCUACGGGGUCAUCUCAUGGCUGGAUGCCGGAGUCCCUCCGUGCAAGCUGGUGAUGGGGAUGCCUCUGUAUGGGAGGUCCUGGUUCCUCAGAAACAAGGCCAAGAACGGGAUAGGAUCGCCGACGGCCGCUGCUGGGACGAAGCAGAGGAAUAGCAACCAGAUCGGGAUAAUCGCGUAUGCCGAGGUUGAGGAGUACACGAAUUCUGCAAGCACCGUUGUUACCUACGACAGCCAGUCAGUGGCAGAGUAUUUCUACAACGGUGACCUCUGGGUCAGCUUCGACAGUGCCCAGGUGGUGCAGAAGAAGCUGGAGUUUGCAGCCAGGUCUCAGUUACUUGGGUACUUCCUCUGGACCGUCGGCUUCGACGAUUCAAACAGCACAAUAGCAAAGCAAGCUACCGAAUCAUGGCACCAAUAUGCACAAGAUGGUUUUGGAACCAUGCACGCAGGAGGUUCAAACCAGUAUGUUGCAUUUAGUUCAUCUUCAGUAUCAUCUGGCAGCUGGUAUUCGAAAAUUCUCAGCUAUUUCUUGUCAUCGAUACUUUUAUUGGUGACUCUAUCACACUGAGAGUAUCAGUAAACAUGCCAGAUAUGUAAAAGUAGUUUCAAAUGGUCUGUUCAUCAAAGUGAAUUUCUAGUAUAUAUGCUCUGUUGUAUUUUUUGAGUUUUUUUCACAGUCAUUCUUUCCCAAAAGGCCAAAACAAGGGUUGCAGCAAGUUAAAUAAUUAAUAGUCACGUUGAUUUCCUUUA
Molecule: messenger RNA, 1755 nt
Organism: Panicum virgatum (switchgrass)
Lineage: Eukaryota; Viridiplantae; Streptophyta; Magnoliopsida; Poales; Poaceae
Product: nod factor hydrolase protein 1-like
Exons: 2
Coding region: 227-1573 (448 amino acids)
Biological process (GO): carbohydrate metabolic process; chitin catabolic process
Cellular component (GO): extracellular region
Molecular function (GO): chitinase activity; chitin binding
Source: RefSeq, a predicted model, not a curated record